Messenger RNA from Phoenix dactylifera (date palm), 1260 nucleotides. Its product is annotated as putative ubiquitin-conjugating enzyme E2 16. NCBI's taxonomy places the organism in Eukaryota, Viridiplantae, Streptophyta, Magnoliopsida, Arecales, Arecaceae. The record is from RefSeq and is a predicted model, not a curated record.
AGUGACUUCCGCAGAGCAUCCUUGACUGCCAUCAAGGGGCCGGAACAAGUUCGCUGUGCACCGGACUUGGCAAUGCAACAAAGCUCCUCUUUUUAUCUCUAUUCCACCCUCAGUGGCUGAAGUUCUCAAUCAGCUAAACAAAUAAAGUAACCUUUUCCGUGCAUUCCAGUUUCCAAAGUGCGGUGGUUGCGAGGAAAGAUCAACCACUUUCAAACCUUUCUUUUCUUAGGUGUUUGAUUGCAAAAAGAAGAUCUCCAUGAAUACAAAAGAAAGGGCAAUUUCGUCCAUAAAGGCACCGCUCCGCCAAGGAGCGGAUCAAAAACCGCAGUGGAGGCCAAAGUCGGCCUCUUUCUUUUCUCGCCUCCGCCCCAUCUCCUCCCCCUCCUCCGCCGCUCGCCGCCGGAGAAUGACCAGCUCCUCCGCCUCUUCCCGCAAGGCUCUGAGCAAGAUCGCGUGCGGUAGGCUCCAGAAGGAACUCGUGGAAUGGGAGGUCAACCCGCCGGCCGGCUUCAAGCACAAGGUCGCAGAUAAUCUCCAAAGGUGGAUUAUUGAAGUCGUUGGGGCACCGGGGACGCUCUAUGAGAGCGAGAAGUACCAGCUUCAGGUCGAUUUCCCCGAGCAUUACCCAAUGGAAGCUCCACAGGUCAUUUUUCUUCAUCCCGCACCACUUCAUCCGCACAUAUACAGCAACGGGCAUAUCUGUUUAGAUAUAUUGUAUGAUUCCUGGUCGCCAGCGAUGACCGUGAGUUCUGUCUGUAUUAGCAUUUUAUCCAUGUUGUCGAGCUCAACUGCAAAGCAACGCCCUGCUGACAACGACCGCUAUGUGAAGAACUGCAGGAACGGUAGGUCUCCCAAGGAGACAAGAUGGUGGUUCCAUGAUGACAAAGUUUGAUGCCGAUGGUGGUGCUUCUGCAGUAGAGUGGCGAGGUCCCCCACCUAUCUCACAAAGAGUAGCGAGCUCCAUUUCCCUGUAAUACGGGAGUUUUAGUUGAUUCAAAUCAAGGAUUCCUGAACUGCUGUAAGUUUGCUUGCUUAAAUAUUCGUUAAGGGUUAUGAAUUGCAAAAUAUAUGGGGGACCAAUCUAGGCCGUGAAGAAAGCGGUGCGAGAAACGCCCGUCAGCCUCGUCAGUGGAAAGGUUGCGAAACAUGGUUGGACCUCCACCUCUGUUAAAUUACUUCUCGUCUUUAAUCUCUUCAUUUUUUUUUUGAAAAAAAACGUAAUUGUAAGGUGUUAUUACGCAAAUCAUUUCAUGGAGGUUC